CUUUCAUUUUCCAAACAGAUCUACGGAGCUCAAUUGGUUGUUAGUUGCAGUGUGGCCCUUUGCAUUGCUAUACAUGAACACAAAGUAGUCGAGUUUUGUGUGCUUUCAUUCUCUGUGCAUAAGCAUCAUCACACAUCGUAGUGACACCGAGUGAUAGUAAAAAAGUGUAAACGAUCGCUUGUAUUUGAGUGCCAGAAGCGAUAGAAAAAAAAAACAAUAGAACCUUAAGUGAAUCUUAUCAAUUUUGUUGCAAGCACUGUGUAAAAUUCCGCUGAUUAUGUGUCAGUUGUCCGUUAUUGCCUAAACAUGCAAAAGACUUGAUUGUGAUUUGUAUCUUUUUUAUAUGUGUCUCUCCAUCGUGUUUUGCAUUCUGAAUCAAAGCAAAACAGAACCAAAGGAAUUUUUCAUCAAAAAAAAAAAACACACGAGAGUAACGCAAAACAUUUGCCACGAAUUUAAUUGGAUUUUUUUAAUUCGAAAAUUAAAUACAUUCCAUCGUGAAGAGUAUUGACAAUUUAGAACGCUCCUUAUUUGUUAACAAACACAAUGGCAAUCUUAUCAUGAACAAAAAAAGGAUGUUUUUCGUCGAUAAAUGCGUUUACAUGUGUUAAAUUUUGUGAUUAGAACGUUGUGAUUAUUAUUCAAUCAAGUUCAUUCGCCUUUUAGUUUUUAUUGUUAAUGUCUAAAUGCAACGACUUAUUGAGUCUUGAACAAUUGAAAAACACAAAGAAAUUGGCAAACCACAAUACAACGGGUCGCAUCAUCUGUUAUCGCCAAAGUUGACAAAUAACUUACAAACAAAACGAUCAGUAUUAAAAUAGAUGCUUAUUUAGCUUCGAAUACAUAUCAAUUUUAAGAUUAAACUACCGAAGAAACCAACGCACAUUCACACAAAGCACGUCAAAUAAAAUAGACUAGAAAAAAAUGGAGGAAACUCUUAUGUUACUGUUACUUACAAUUGUUAUGCUGAUUGGAUCGUAUUUGGCCGGCAGUAUACCAUUGGUUGUCACAUUGUCGGAGGAGAAAUUAAAAGUUGUUACUGUCUUUGGUGCUGGUUUACUUGUUGGAACUGCCUUAACUGUGAUCAUUCCAGAGGGAAUACGCGCUUUGUACAGUAGCGAUGUUCAACACAUGGUGUCAUCACAAUCACCAAACAAUGAAAAAAUUGUACCCGAAUUGAAUCAUACAGAUGACGAACCCGAUCAUUCAUCAACGAUUGGACUGUCAUUGGUAUUGGGUUUUGUAUUUAUGAUGAUUGUUGAUCAAAUCUCAUCACGACGAAAUAAAGAUACAUACGGUUCGGAUCGCAAUAGUACAGCCACAAUUGGUUUGGUAGUGCAUGCGGCAGCUGAUGGCGUUGCACUUGGUGCAGCUGCAACAACAAGUCACCAAGACGUGGAAAUGAUUGUUUUCUUAGCGAUUAUGUUACACAAAGCACCGGCCGCUUUUGGACUUGUUAGUUUUCUAUUGCACGAAGGCAUUGAUAGAAAUAGAAUACGAAGACAUUUGGCUAUUUUCUCACUGUCCGCCCCACUGCUAACGAUUCUUACUUACUUUGGCAUUGGACAAGAGCAAAAAGAAACAUUAAAUUCUGUGAAUGCAACCGGCAUUGCAAUGUUAUUUUCAGCAGGUACAUUUUUGUAUGUAGCAACGGUGCAUGUGUUGCCGGAAUUGACAACUGGAGGCCAUGCACAUGCACCUCCCACAUACAGUCAUCUAGAAUCUCCGCAAAUGCCAGCGCCAAAAGGAUUUACGGGACUCAAAAAUAGUGAAUUAGCCAUUUUAAUUGUUGGCGCAUUAAUGCCACUGGUCCUGACGAUAGGCCAUCAUCAUUAAAGGAGACAUUUAAGUAGAUAAACGAACACAUACAAUCCACUCCCCCCGAAUUCAUAUUAUACAUAUAAAUUAUUUAAACAAAACCAGAUGAACACAUAUUUUAAUCCGUUUAUUUAAUGCGUAAAAAAUGAAAUAAAAAUAAAAUACAUUAGGCGAUAAGAAAAAUGAAUUUACUAUUAUUGAGAAAGAAGAAGACGACAUAGGUUUUCUUCUUCUUUUUAAUCACUUUGUAAAUGACUGUAAUAAAUGAGAUAAAAAAAAGA
Messenger RNA from Contarinia nasturtii (swede midge), 2099 nucleotides. It is a transcript of the gene Zip102B, whose product is annotated as zinc transporter ZIP9. Gene Ontology annotation, biological process: zinc ion transport; transmembrane transport. The transcript has 2 exons. Lineage: Eukaryota; Metazoa; Arthropoda; Insecta; Diptera; Cecidomyiidae. The record is from RefSeq and is a predicted model, not a curated record. Gene Ontology annotation, cellular component: membrane. Gene Ontology annotation, molecular function: metal ion transmembrane transporter activity. The coding region runs from base 925 to 1836 and encodes 303 amino acids.